Messenger RNA from Peronospora farinosa, 1695 nucleotides. NCBI's taxonomy places the organism in Eukaryota, Oomycota, Peronosporomycetes, Peronosporales, Peronosporaceae. The record is from the annotation of a GenBank genome assembly.
AUGCGGAGUCUCCUGAAGCGUUCGUCACGCUUCUCGACUGGACUGGUGCGCCCUUCUCGGUGCUUGUCAUCCCUCACGAACGAUCUGAAGCCUCGUGAAUUUCUAGAAGAUCAUCCUCGUCUUCGUAUUGCCCUUGUAGGCCGCACCAAUGUAGGUAAGAGCACGCUCUUUAAUCGUCUGACAAAGACACGCUCGGCUAUCGUACAUAACGUCCCAGGGACGACGCGUGACCGUCGCUAUGCCCGUUCUACCGUCGCUGGAUUAGAUCUGGAUGUGAUAGACACUGGAGGACUAGAAGACGCGCCUUCCGGGACCUUAGAGGAAGGAAUGCUGGAACAGACAAGACUUGCCGUGCAUGAGGCUGAUCUUGUCUUUUUUUUAGUGGACGGACGACAGGGCAUUACGCCUGUGGAUACACAUUUUGCUCGUUGGUUGCGUCGAGAGAAUCCCAAAGCAUCAGUUCAUCUGGUAGCUAAUAAAUUGGAGGGUGAUCCAGAGCGUUGGGAGACCGAACUUAAUGACUGCUACGAGUUGGGAAUGGGAGGAGCCAUUCCAUUGUCAGCAGAGCACGGGGAAGGAAUUACAUUGUUACUUGAUGAGGUUAUUCCAAUGUAUGAGAAAUUUGAGAAGGAGAAACAUCACAAGGAGGCACAAGGGAAAGAGGAGGAUGUAGAACCGGAAAAGGACGAUCCUCGUACGAUUAAGCUUGCUAUUGUCGGUCGCCCUAAUGUAGGCAAGUCCACGUUGCUCAACAAGAUUGUGCGCAACGACCGUGUUCUCACAGGCCCCGAGCCUGGAGUGACGCGCGAUUCGGUAGAAGUGCCGUGGACAUUCCACGGACGACCCAUUAAGCUCGUGGAUACGGCAGGUAUUCGGCGGUACAGCAAGCGUGAUCAUGACGAUCAGAUUGAAAACCUGUCAGUGCGCGAUGCCUUUCGUGCAAUUGAUUCGGCUCAGGUUGUAGUCGUUGUCGUAGAUAUGAGCGAGCCCAAGCUUAUUCACAUGGACCUGACCAUCGCACAGCGCGUGAUCGAAGAGGGCCGUGCACUGGUACUUGCAGCCAACAAGAGCGACCUUGCUGGUGCUAGCGUUGACUUUGAGUUGCAGCGUAUUCAGAACGAGUUGCAGGAUUCGCUUGCACAGGUACGAGGUGUGCCUGUGGUUCCCAUCUCGGCGCUCACGGGCAAUGGUAUAAAGAAACUGGUGCCUGAAGUACUAAAGGCGUAUGAGAGAUGGGACCUUCGCGUUACCACGGGCCGCUUAAACCGAUGGCUUAAAGCCAUGGCACGGCAUCACCCGCCUCCAACGGUCAAGGGCAAGACGCUAAACGUCAAGUACGCGACACAAGUGAAGUCCCGUCCGCCCACUUUUGCAGUGUUCGUUAGCAAACCGUCCGAUGUGCCUGAGGCAUAUCAGCGGUUUCUACUGAGCCAACUUCGUGAAGAGUUUGAUAUGGUCGGCGUGCCCGCUCGUUUACUGCUGCGUGGCAGCAAGGAAAACCCGUUCGAGAAGCGUAAAAAAUUCCAGCAGCGCACCAGCAGCGUCUUAUAUGGCAAACAGCGUCACAUCCAAAAGUCGGACAAGAAGUCGACGACUGCUACUUUGUCCGUGUCAAAAAGUGGGAAAAAAUCGGCCUUGACUAGAAAGCAGAAGACUGGUCACUUUACUCCUCGUCGCUUCAAGGGAAAGAAGUAA